Molecule: messenger RNA, 6647 nt
Organism: Trichobilharzia regenti
Lineage: Eukaryota; Metazoa; Platyhelminthes; Trematoda; Strigeidida; Schistosomatidae
Source: the annotation of a GenBank genome assembly
CUGAUGACAACAACAAUAGUAAAAUAUAUACUAGUAUGUUUACAGUAUAUACUAUUGAUCUUAAAGAUGAUUGGUCAGAUGGCAUUAACACUAAGAUAAUUGUCAACAGACCAUAAAUUAAACUGAGUGAGAGACAUUUUUUGUGUCUUUUACUUACAAUCACAGAUUUCUUCUCGUAUUUGCUAAUUUUCUCGCCCACUUCAAUUGCCUGCCACUCCCCUUCUUUAACUUUAAAGCAUACUUUCUUUCUAGUCAAAUAAAAAUUGACAUUUUAAGAAUUUAUGAUUUCGUGUGUAUGUAUACACAAAGAUAUAUAUGUGUACAUUAGUAUUAUGAUGCAAUAAUUUCUACUGAUUUUCAUUGGGUGUUUCUUUUAUUUCACUAGUGAGUAUAUUUAAAAUUAGUUGAACACCUUGAACAUUGUCUAAAACAUAAGAAGAAUACUUUUAAACAAAUAACAUGGUAUUGAUUCAUGAAUAUUUGGAAUUACUAUUCACUGACUAAUUUAUUCCUCAUUUAAACAUAUUUUGAUACACUACAGUAUGCUUGAUCAUUUAACAUAAAUGAUAAAAUUAUGAAUAAAUAAAUAUUGUAACUAUUAGAUUUUAAAUCAUUUAGUGGAAUACUACAAGAAUUGAUCUCAGAGUGAAGUUCUCAAUGAUGCAUCUCAAAGCGUUUUGCGUUUCGCGAACACGAAUCAAGCCAGAGACUCGAUUGUUCAGUCUGUAAAUAAUUCUGGACAAGUUCCGUCUAUUACGUGGUCAGUCACUCCAAAGUCUAAUACAACUUCGAAGUUACCAACGAAAGCUUCAUCUCACGAAAAUAUGGAAGGGAAUUCUGGUUUUUUUAUGGUUGAAGUUAAACUGUUAAGUGAUGAAGAGGUUCCAAUGCAAAUGGAAGUCACAAAUGAUUGUUUAGGUCGAUCAUUAUUCAAUCAAGUCAUAGAACGUUUAGGUGGAAUUAUUGAGAAGGAUUAUUUUGGUCUUCGUUAUUUAGAUCGUUCUAAACAAAGGCAAUGGCUUGAAAUGUCAAAAACCGUCUACAAGCAGUUAAAGUAUGUUAGUCCAAGAUCUUUAAAUUUUCGUGUGAAACAUUAUCCAAGUGAUCCCGUAAAUGAAUUUCGUCAAGAGAAAAGUCGAUACUUGCUGUAUCUUCAGUUGAGACGUGAUCUUCAUAGUGGAAGGCUGAUUGGAAGAAAUUUAGAAAUGCAUGUACUUGCUGCGUGUAUACUACAAGCUGAAAUAGGAGAUUAUAAUCUAUUACUAGAUUUCUUGGGACCUGAAGGCUCAUUAGCUGAUCUUAAAAUGUUUGCCAAUAUAACACCAAAAACUGAAGCGAAAAUUGUAGAGAUUUAUAAAUCCCUAAAAGGAAUGUCAAUGGCUGAGGCUGAAAAUAAAUUUCUUGAUCACGCAUCUAAAUUUGAGACUUAUGGUAUCGAACCUUUAUAUGUCCAAGAUCGUAAAGGCAAUCACUUCUAUAUGGGCUUAAAUCAUGAAGGUGUGAUCACUUAUCGAGGAAGUAGAAAAGCGCAUGUAUUCAACUGGCAGAAGAUAAACAAAAUAAGUUAUGAAGGGAAAUUAUUUAUCAUUCAAGUGGAAUGGGAACAGCGUCGACAUACACUUGGCUUUAAAUGUCCAACCCCUGAAGCUGCUGAAGCAUUAUGGAAAUGGGCAGUUGAUCGCCAGUGCUUUUUUACCUUGAAUCGUUCCGUUGAUGCUAAAGAAUCAAAGGCCAAUGGAGGAUUAUUCAAACGUCGUCAAUUUUAUACUUUCACGGGAAGAUGUCAGAAAGAACUGAUGCUACUGAAUUCUAGUAUGCCUGCUAUACCACAACCUAGUGUUGCACGCAGUCGAAGUCUGCUUAAUUUAGCAAAAAGCGUUCAAAGUCAAAGACAUUCACAAAGUCAAAAUGAUUUGGAUCGUAAAUAUGUGGAUAGUAAUGAUAAUUUACAAGAUAGUACGGGAAUAGGUCGUUUAAUCAAGGGUUUGGAUCAUCAUCAAAGUUCUUUGGAAACACGCAGAAACGGGUCAGGUUUAGAUCAAAUGGAUGACAAUCUCUUUAUGAACAAACGAUUGACUGAUCAGUUAGGUGGUAUGCGACAACAACCAACACAAAAGCUACAAGAUCAACCGCAAAAAUCACAACAGGAUAACAAAAACAGUUUAUCUACACCGAAUUUAGCAACUAUUCCAAGCAGUGAUAAUAAUAAUAAUGAAAGUAUCAAUACGAAUACUCAGGGAUCACCGACUGCUGGUGUUGACACAUUGUCAGACGGAAGGAAACGCAUGAGCCAACCGCAAGGCGAAGAAGAAAAGCCAGUAAAAAAUACAAGUGAGGCUGGUAAAAGUGGCCUGGCAACAGCUGAACAAAGGACAGAUUCUGUAUUAGAUUCAAAAAUGCGAAAAGUAGGCGUAAACGUAAAAGGUCUUGAGGUAAGCAGUAAAAGCGAUUUUAACAAUCGUCAGAUUGAUGAGGGGAAUGUUAUUGAUUCACUUAGUUCAGGCGUAGAAGGAAAUGCUGAAGCUACAGAACAGCCAAUUCAAGCAGGUAAUAAUUCAGCCAACUGUGGUGAUGGUGAUCACGCUGGUUCUAUUAAUACCUUAUCCUCGUCCCCACUGAAGUCAGCUGAUGAAGAUGACGAUGUAGUGAAUGAAGAGCUCAUCACAGCUGAUGUAAAACCAAAUACCGAUUCAGAUGUAUAUCAGAAAAUUAAAGUUGGAAACUGGCUUGGAGCUAAUGGGGUUAAAUCUUUUGAAGAUGUACAAAUGAAGCCUUCCUUAAGUGCAGAAGAUUACCAUCAAAAAACAGACAAUCAUAGUGUGAGUAAAAUGGAUGAAAAGUUAAACACAAUAAAUACUAGAGCUUCGCAUAUUGAAUGUAAUCCAACACCAAGGGUAAAUAAACUUUCUAAGGAACCUUUGAAGGACUAUUCAUAUACUGAUAUGUCAACGACAGCACACCCUGUAAAUUCAUCUCUGAAACGUGUUGAAGCAGUUAGCGAAACAAAUAAAUAUCAACAGGUGAUAAAACCGCCUGAUAAUUCCGCUACACCAAAUGAUAAAAUAAACAAACUACCCAAAAAGACUAGGAAAGAAUUCAGUCCCGUUACUGUAAACACACAAGGUUCAGAUAACAGACAUUCAGUAAAAUACAUUAGUGAUCCUUCUCCGCCAACUGAAUUUGAUGACAGUAAAAAUAAACCAAAUCCCUUACAAACGUCUACUGUGAGCCGAUCAAAAUCACAGUAUUUCAACGGGACUACAUCAACAGAUAGUAAAUAUAGUAGCAGUAAGAGUAAAGUAAACUCACCAGCACUGAUAAGUAAACCUGAAAUUUCAUCAAGCAGUCGUACUUCCGGUAUAGUCACAUCAAAAUCUGACCUAUACUUUCCUUACGCACGUAAUAUCUCCACUACAAAUGUUCCCAUGAGUGAUAGGACUCUUCAGUCAUCAGUCGAUGUGUCUAUAAAUUACCAGUAUGCCAACUUACCAAUUUCGUCUAUGAAAGUUUAUUCGGAAUCACGUAACGACAUUAUUUAUCCUAAAUUACCAAAUUCAGAGUUAUUACCGUCAAAACAAACACAAAGACUUCGAGUUAAUACAGGCGAUUCCAAUGAUCAACUUUCAACAACAGAGAGUCGAAGAACUUUAUACAGUUCAAGGAAUUCGACAACAACAAAAGACUUAUCACCUCAACCUAGAGAUUGGUAUCAGACCACUUCUUUCAGUACUAAUGAAAAUGACAGAAACUAUGAAGGUUGUACAAGUAUAGCCCCUGACAUAAGCAAUAUAAUCCUGGAUCCUAUAGAUGACGAACAGCCCAAAUUUUCUUCAAGUAGAGUAAAUACUAUGGAUACUGGAAAUGGGAGUACAAGUAGGCGUAGUCUAUCAAGUGAUAUGAAUAAUAAACUAACAAACGGUUUACUGUUUGAGAAUGGAUAUCGUCCAUUGAAUUAUGAUCAAACGCCUAGUAAAAUUGACAGUACGUAUUUUACUACUCACAUGAAUGCCAGUAGUAGUUAUAUCAACUUACCAAAUAGUAUGCUAGAGCAAACUACUAAUUGUCGUGAUUUAAUUUAUCCAUCGGAUUCAUCAUCAAUGGCAAAAGCAACAAAGUUAAUUAACGCAAGUCAACCAUUUUUUUCAUCAACAAGUACAGAUAUAUUCAUUUCAAAAUCGCAACCAAAUAUUGUAAAAUCUAAAUCUUCAACCGUUCAGUUUGGUGGAAGUAAUAAUGUUUAUGAUUUGAAACCAAUAUCAAAUUCACUAGCCUCGAUAACACAAUCAUCAAAUGAAGGCAGUAAUUCGCGUCUACUCGGUUCAACAUCAUAUUUAAGUCAACAGAAUAUAAACAAUAAGAAACAAGAAGUUUCCAAUGCAAACAAUGAUAAUAAUAAUAAUAGUAAUAACAGUAAUAAUAUUCAAAAUUCUAAUAGAAAUGAAAGAACAGCUGGUAGUUCUGCUGCUCAUUUAGCUGCUAUGGGCGUCGGUGCCUAUAAAUUAGGCGAUUCACUGGCUUUACUAACAACUAGAGCAGAUCACUUGAUUGGACCGAAUAUGAGUAACACUACAAACAAUGAAUAUUCGGAUAGUACUGUAAAUCGAUCAAACGUGAAAUCAGUUUCAUUUAAUACUGCUAAUAAUAAUAUGAAAAAUCAGACAUAUCAAGUGAAUGUUAAACAGCCACUUCAGUCAUCGUUUUCUUCUAUCUCAACAAAACCAUCUUCAAUAGUACAAUCAGUCAGUUUGCCAAAGACAUCUAGUCAGCUAAAAGAGAACAAUGAUGACGUCGAUGGCGAUAGUGGUAAAACGUCACAAGUAAACUAUUAUUAUAAAAGUGAAGAAUUAGGAUCUUCAAGAUCAAGUUUUGAAGAUAAUACUGCCCUCCAGUCAAUGGUACGUGUAACCGAUAGAGUACAACACUUUAUGAGUCUGACUGAUCAAGUCAAAAGCGAAAAAAGUUUGAACGAAUUAACUAAAAAUUUACCCCCAUUGGCUGUAAAAUCUAGUCAGACAGACUGGACGAGUUCACAGGCAUCAAGUCCUCAGUCAAUUGACUCAAAAUUGUUGGAAUCAACUUCAUCAUCAGCCCUUCCUAAUGAAACAUCAAUAAACGAAUCAGAUACUCAAUUACUUUCAUUUAUUCAACAAUUGUUUUAUUAUUUUAUUGUUGGUUUCAUUGUUUAUAAAAUAAUGUCAUGGCUAAAUCUACGGCCUACCUUUGGUUAACAUAUAUAUACAUUGACUACAACUCAGGACUGGACAGAGUACACGAUCCGAUUUGCUUAUCUAAGCAUUCUUUUUCAAUGUAGAAAUCAAAAUCUCUCGAUAUAUACAUAUAAUGUGAUGCAUAAUAAGUUUUGAGAGUACACUGGCGUGGAUGUAUAAAAGAGUUUCAGAGCAAAAGAAAAAGCUGACGACCAUUUUAUCAUUAAGAUUACUAUUAUUAUUAUUAUUAUGGUUAAUAUUGAAAAAAACCAAUUAUGUACAAAGCAUUUGGGAUCUUCAUACAGACAAGGAUUCGAAUCCCUUCUGUCUGUAUUAUAACUACAUAUUAUUACUACUGUGUAUGCCCAAAACACAUUUAUAUCUAAUAACAAUUUCUUGACUAUAAACAUUAACAAAAUCAACAAUCAACAUCAAAUUGUCUACAAUGCCUAAUGCCUCUUCUUCUGCCUUAUAUGACUAUUACUAUUACUGUCAUUCUCUAUGUGUUAUCUAAUGUAAUUGUUUUUUAAUUACAUGUUGAGUCAGUUUUUUGUUUAUAUUUUGACGUAACUUCAUCACGAUGAAUGACGUCCAUAUCAUCAUAACAUCCUACUUGUAAUUAAAACCAAAACUGAAAGGAAAAGAAUUGUUGAGCACUAUCCUGAACUCUUGUGUUGUCAUGAAAAAAUAAGUAAAAAAGACUCAACUCAUUGUAUACGCACGUCAAAACGAACUGCAUGUGAAACAAUCAAAUCAAUCCACUAUACAAAUUCAUUCAAUUAACAAUAAGAAUAUCAUUUUUGAAUGAGACAGUCAUAAAAAGAUAUGACCUGAAUAUCCCUAAAUGCUGCAUUUAAACAACAAUCCAAUAAUAAUAAUAAUAAUUUAUUUCAAUGGUAUCAAUUGUAAAGUCAAAGUGCGACACAACAUUGUUGUCAUAUUUUGACUUUUAUGCUAUAUUCGAUUUUGCAUUUUCGAGUUUUCAACUGUUUGGAAUUUCGAUUCACUAAAUCAUAGUGGGAAGGAAAUAUAGUAGUAAUAUUAUCUCAUUUUUGUUGGUUGAUUAAUUCUGUCCCCAUCUCUCUGAUCUUCACAAUAAAAAAACGUCGACGACAACAAAAUUUAUGCUAUUCGCUGUUUCUAUUAUUUCCAACCAAGCAUUGAUACAAUUAUGUCGCUAAAAAGAAAAGUUUCUACCCAGCCUAUAUGUAUAAUAAAUAGUCCACUUGCUUUUAAUUGUUAUUUUGUGUCAUUCUGUGUUUUCUUCUGGCCUUUCUUGUUUACAAACGUACUGACUUCCUUAUUUUCAAAGAUUAAAUUUUCUUAUUGUUUCAACAACAAAGUCAAGCAGUAGAAAUAUACAUAAACAGAUGAGAUACUUAGAAUAAUUGUGAUAUUGAUAUGUAAGUUGAGAAAGAAAAGAUAAAAUGUACUGUAUGC